AUGGGAACACGGGUCCUGCAGGGCGUCCUGGCCCUCCUUGUCCUCCCAUUACCACCACUGCCACUGCGGGGAGCUUCAGCGGUGAGCCUUCACAGCCCAGGCCUGUCCGAGUGUUUCCAGGUGAACGGCGCCGACUAUCGUGGUCACCAGAACCGAACGGGCCCGAGAGGGGCCGGUCGUCCAUGUCUCUUCUGGGAUCAGACGCAGCAGCACAGCUACAGCAGCUACAGCGACCCCCAGGGCCGCUGGGGGCUGGGCGCGCACAACUUCUGCCGGAACCCAGAUGGGGACGUGCAGCCUUGGUGCUACGUGGCUGAGACGGAAGAGGGUAUCUAUUGGCGUUACUGCGACAUCCCCACGUGUCACAUGCCCGGAUACCUGGGCUGUUUCGUGGACUCCGGGGCGCCCCCCGCGCUCAGCGGCCCCAGCGGCACCUCUACAAAGCUCACGGUCCAGGUGUGCCUUCGCUUCUGCCGCAUGAAAGGCUACCAGCUGGCGGGGGUGGAGGCCGGCUACGCCUGCUUCUGUGGUUCAGAAAGCGACCUGGCGCGAGGGCGUCCAGCCCCAGCCACCGACUGCGACCAGAUUUGCUUCGGCCACCCUGGCCAGCUGUGUGGUGGCGACGGGCGCUUGGGUAUCUACGAAGUGUCGGUGGGUUCCUGCCAGGGGAACUGGACGGCGCCUCAGGGCGUCAUCUACUCCCCGGACUUCCCGGAUGAGUACGGGCCGGAUCGGAACUGCAGCUGGGCGCUUGGCCCGCCAGGCACCGCGCUGGAGCUUAUCUUCCGCCUCUUUGAGCUGGCCGACCAGCGUGACCGCUUAGAGCUGCGCGAUGCCGCCUCGGGCCGCCUACUGCAUGCCUUCGACGGUGCCCGCCCGCCGCCGCCGGGACCCCUGCGCUUGCGGCCCACCGCGCUGCUGCUCACUUUCCGCAGCGACGCGCGCGGUCAUGCGCAGGGCUUCGCGCUCACCUACCGUGGCCUGCGGGACGCUCCUGAGGAGCAGGCGCCCCCCGGGGCCCCGGUGCAGACCCCCGCGGCGUCCUUUGAUAGGGCCAAUGCGAGCUGCAGCCCCAGGCCCGGAGUUCCCAAGGCGGCGAUGGGCGCCCGGGUCUUCUCUUCGGUGACCGCCUUGUCGGCCCUACUACUUCUGCUCUCGCUGCUGCGUCUGCUGUGCCGAAGGAACUGUCUGCUGGCUCCGGGGAAGGGGCCCCUAGCAUUGGGGCCUUCCCGGGGAUCAGGGAGAAAUUGGACCGUCUGGUACCGUCGACCGCAAGGGGUGGCCCUGCCUUGUCCUCCUGCGGAUCCCCAGGCUGAGGGUCCAGCCGCGGGCUACCGGCCUCUUAGUGGAUCCAGCCAGAGCUCGCUUCGCUCACUCAUCUCGGCUCUCUGA
Messenger RNA from Chrysochloris asiatica (Cape golden mole), 1392 nucleotides. It is a transcript of the gene KREMEN2, whose product is annotated as kringle containing transmembrane protein 2. Gene Ontology annotation, cellular component: plasma membrane. The transcript is spliced from 9 exons. The record is from RefSeq and is a predicted model, not a curated record. Gene Ontology annotation, biological process: multicellular organism development; Wnt signaling pathway. The coding region runs from base 1 to 1392 and encodes 463 amino acids. Lineage: Eukaryota; Metazoa; Chordata; Mammalia; Afrosoricida; Chrysochloridae.